Molecule: messenger RNA, 384 nt
Organism: Cooperia oncophora
Lineage: Eukaryota; Metazoa; Nematoda; Chromadorea; Rhabditida; Trichostrongylidae
Source: the annotation of a GenBank genome assembly
AUGUCGCACGAGGAUCCUGGUAACAUCACUUAUGCUGAUGUCGGUGGCCUUGCAGAGCAGAUUCGUGAACUUCGAGAGGUUGUCGAGCUGCCACUGAUCAAUCCAGAGUUGUUCCGACGUGUCGGCAUUACUCCUCCGAAAGGAUGUCUACUGUAUGGACCUCCUGGAACGGGCAAAACGCUCCUUGCAAGAGCUGUAGCGUCACAGUUGGAUUGUAAUUUCUUGAAAGUAGUCUCUUCUGCAAUUGUUGACAAAUAUAUCGGCGAGUCUGCUCGAAUGAUUCGUGAAAUGUUCAAUUAUGCUCGCGAUCAUCAACCCUGCAUCGUAUUCAUGGACGAAAUUGAUGCUAUUGGUAAGUUCAUGACUUACACACUUUGCCUGUGA